GGGGCAGGAUGGGGCCUGUAACUCCUGCUGUUUGUCAGCAGCACUCAGUACUGGACACAGCUCUCACAGAGGCAAACAACAUAGAGCAGGGGUUCAAGGAUCUUGAGGUGAAUUUUCUCAGGAGGGAGAUAAGUGAUGCAUUUCACUGCCUGUUGAUCAUUAAUGCCCUGCUGCCUGCUCAGCUGUGGUGGGUGCUGGCUGGGCACCCUGUGCUGCUGCAGGGCUGUGUUCCAUGCACUGGCAGCUGUGGAUGAUAAAACUGCAGAGCCAGCACUGCUACCAGGGACAGCAGAGUGCAGCUGGGGUGGAGGGGAUACCCAUGGGCACGGCAGGAUGAGUUGUGUGUUUGGCUCUGAUGGGGCAGGAGGGAUUAUCCCAGUGGAGUAAUGCUGGGAGGAGAAGUGCUGUCUAUUUGCAAAGGUCCUUUAGCCCCCCACUGGAGAUCAGAAGAACAUGGCUGGCACCAGGAGCAUCCCAGGUCUGGUUAUCUGGGACCGUGGGGACCUCCAGGAAUGGCUUUGAAAGUUUCCUAUUAUGCAAAGUGCUGGUUAAAUUAGCCUGGCUAAAUUAACCUGGUUAAAUUAACCUGGAGGGGGGUGGGUAGUCUGCCCUUAGCUCCAUGCACCCGCUCCAGGCUCCUGGGCAUCCUUGCCAUGCACCAGUGGUGGUUCACAGGGGGAUGGCAGAGAGACCAGAGCAAUUGUCAGCCCAGGACAUGGCAGCUCUGCAGGACUGUCACACACAGAGUGUGGGAUAAAGGAUAAGGGCUGUGGUUCAGUCAGAGCAGCUGAACUGUUGUACUGGAUAGCUGGAGGAGCCAGGGCUGCAGGAUCCCCUGGGCUGAGGGGAUGGUGUGGGGCAGGGAUGGUGCUGGGGCUGCAGCACCCGCACUCCACGUGCCCUGUUCUCCCCUUUUACGUAAGGUGUUCCAAACAUGUUUGUUACACCCCCCUGGUGAUGUACCUUUGGAAAGAGAGGUUUUAGGUCCAAAGAUCAGUGCUGGGACAGUGACCUGCCUGCUGCAAACAAAACCCUGCAGGGUAUAAAACCCCAGUGGCAGAGUGGAGCACGGGCAGCCAGAGGCACGCCAAGAGGAUGGAGGGCAGCAUGAACCUCCUGCACGACGCCGGCGUCCGGACGACACACUGGCUGCAGCAGCGCUUCCAGGGCUCCCAGGACUGGUUCCUCUUCAUCUCUUAUGCUGCUGAUCUCAGGAAUGCUUUUUAUGUCCUCUUCCCCAUCUGGUUCCACUUCAGUGAAGCAGUGGGCAUCAGGCUGAUCUGGGUGGCUGUGAUCGGAGACUGGCUCAACCUCGUCUUCAAGUGGAUCCUCUUUGGGGAGAGACCAUACUGGUGGGUCCUUGACACAGACUAUUAUGGCAACAGCUCUGCACCAGAGAUCCAGCAGUUCCCGCUCACCUGCGAGACUGGCCCUGGGAGCCCAUCUGGCCAUGCCAUGGGUGCAGCAGGCGUGUACUACGUCAUGGUGACAGCCCUCCUCUCUGCUGCUGGGGGAGAGAAGCGGUCAAGGACACUCAGAUACUGGCUGCUGUGGACAGUGCUUUGGAUUGGGUUCUGGGCAGUUCAGGUCUGUGUCUGCAUGUCCCGAGUCUUCAUUGCUGCUCACUUCCCCCACCAGGUGGUUGCAGGGGUUUUCUCAGGGAUGGCUGUGGCCAAGACCUUCCAGCAUAUCCGCUUCAUCUACCGUGCCAGCUUCCUUCGGUACCUGGGCAUCACCCUCUUCCUCUUCAGCUUCACCCUGGGUUUCUACCUGCUGCUGUGGACCUUCGGCGUGGACCUGCUCUGGACGCUGGAGAAGGCACAGAAGUGGUGCAGCCGCCCCGAGUGGGUCCACAUUGACACCACUCCCUUUGCCAGCCUCCUCCGGAACCUGGGCAUCCUCUUCGGGCUGGGGCUGGCCCUCAACUCCCACAUGUACCAGGAGAGCUCCCGGCUGAAGCAGGGCCAGCAGCUGCUGCCCUUCCGCCUGGGCUGCAUCGCUGCCUCCCUCCUCACCCUCCACGUCUUGGAUGCCUUCAGGCCACCCUCCCACACGCAGCUGCUCUUCUACGCCCUCUCCUUCUGCAAGAGCGCGGCCGUGCCGCUGGCUGCCGUCGGCCUCAUCCCCUACUGCCUCUCCCAGCUCCUGGGCUCACAGGACAAAAAGGCUGCCUAAGGCAGGCAGACACCCCAGCCCUGGGUGCACCUCAGCCACUGUUGGUUUCCCACUGAAUCUGCACUGGGAGCAGACCAUGGAGGCUGGGCUGGUGCUGCUGGGCGGCUCCUACAACACGGACCCACGGUGUCCGUCACGCUGCUCUGUGGCUGGCUGAUGGCACACAGAGCCCUGCGUGCCCUGCACUCCCCUGCUGUCCCUCCUGCACCCACACCUGGGGGUCACCUGCCCAGGACCCAGCAGCAGCAGAGGGAGGUCCUGCACUCCCUUGCAGCUCGUGAGGACAGGGCACCUCCACACUGAAGGGCUGGGGACAGCACCACUGGGAGCAGGGCUCUCACCUCAGCGAGCCUGGGGGCUGCUGAAGAGGCAGCUCUGUGACAGGAACAGGCACUGUGACAUGGAGAUAAAGUGCCAGUGUGAGGGACCCCCAGCCCUGGGACGUUUGGUGUUCACCUCUGUGUGAUGCAGUGUGGGGUGCACACACACCCAUGUGUACAGGCAUGACAUGGGGUGGGGUUGUGCACAGGAGUAUUUUAUUAAAGAUGAAGGUUGUUUA
Molecule: messenger RNA, 2734 nt
Organism: Oenanthe melanoleuca
Lineage: Eukaryota; Metazoa; Chordata; Aves; Passeriformes; Muscicapidae
Gene: G6PC1
Product: glucose-6-phosphatase catalytic subunit 1
Exons: 5
Coding region: 1096-2175 (359 amino acids)
Biological process (GO): gluconeogenesis; glucose 6-phosphate metabolic process
Cellular component (GO): membrane
Molecular function (GO): glucose-6-phosphatase activity
Source: RefSeq, a predicted model, not a curated record